Molecule: messenger RNA, 708 nt
Organism: Striga hermonthica
Lineage: Eukaryota; Viridiplantae; Streptophyta; Magnoliopsida; Lamiales; Orobanchaceae
Source: the annotation of a GenBank genome assembly
AUGCGGGAGGGCUUGAUCAAAGAGGCCAGAACGGAGAUGAUCUCACUGGAUGAGGUAAUAAGAUUAUCGGCCGCAACUCAAGAGCUCCCUAGAUCAGUCAUCUGCAAUGUCCAUGGAGUAAAUCCGAGAUUUCUCGAUAUCGGCUUGAAAAAACGAGAGCAGCAGCAAAAUGGAGACCGGGCGUUUACAGAAGGUGCAUACUAUAUUGGGAAGAUGGUUUGGAGCAAAGGAUACAAGGAACUGCUUAAACUACUGCGUGAUAACCAGAAGGAACUAACCGGGCUUGAAGUCGACUUAUAUGGCACUGGUGAGGACUCUGACCAAGUUGAGGCAGCUGCGAAAAAGCUGGAGAUAAUGGUCAAUGUCCACCCGGGACGUGAUCAUGCUGAUCCUUUGUUUCACGAGUAUAAAGUGUUCUUGAACCCGAGCACAACAGAUGUGGCGGCCACCGAGAGGUUCCUAAAACACGCGCAGCUGAGCAAGAACGGAGGAGCCGAGGUAAGGAAAAUGACGAAAACCCCCUCCAAGAUAUUCAUGUCGACUUCCCUUAGCUUGAAGAGGAACCUCGAGGACGUGUCUGCAUUGGUGCACUUCGUAGGGACUGCUUUCCUGACGAAGCUGCCGGAUGACGAGCAGCGUGAGGAGGUGGGCCUGCCGGCCGAGCCGUUGAAAGGACAGUCUCACCCUUCUAGGAAAUGGGCCUUCUGA